Encephalitozoon intestinalis ATCC 50506 is the source of this 2595-nucleotide messenger RNA. Its product is annotated as alanyl-tRNA synthethase. The coding region runs from base 1 to 2595 and encodes 864 amino acids. Gene Ontology annotation, molecular function: nucleic acid binding; alanine-tRNA ligase activity; amino acid binding. NCBI's taxonomy places the organism in Eukaryota, Fungi, Microsporidia, Unikaryonidae. Gene Ontology annotation, cellular component: cytoplasm. The transcript has a single exon. Gene Ontology annotation, biological process: tRNA modification; alanyl-tRNA aminoacylation. The record is from RefSeq and is a predicted model, not a curated record.
AUGAUGUGGACAACGGAAAAGCUACGCCGAUCUUUUCUAGACUAUUUUGCCUCCAAAUCGCACAAGAUUGUAAGCUCGAGUUCUGUGAUUCCUUUUGAAGAUGACAGCCUACUUUUUACAAACAGUGGGAUGGUGCAGUUCAAAAAGAACUUGCUUGGAGAAAGGGAUGACUUGCGUCGAGCCUGUAGCGUCCAAAGAUGUAUUAGAGCAGGAGGAAAACAUAAUGAUCUAGACGACGUGGGGAAGGAUACAUAUCAUCACACAUACUUUGAAAUGAUGGGGAAUUGGUCGUUUGGGGAUUACUUCAAGGAAGAAGCAAUAGGAUUUGCCUGGGAAUUUUUGGUCGAUGUACUUAAACUGAACAAGGACAAACUAUAUGUGACGUAUUAUGAAGAGUUGGAUAAAGAAAGUGGAAAUAUAUGGCUCAAAUAUCUUCCCUCAGAGAGAGUUCUAUCGGCUUCUUACAAAGACAAUUUCUGGGAGAUGGGGGAUACGGGGCCUUGUGGACCCUGUACGGAGAUCCAUUACGACCGAAUUGGAAACAGAGAUGCUUCUGAGCUAGUGAACAAGGACGAUCCUAAUGUUAUUGAAAUCUGGAACAUUGUAUUUAUAGAAUACAAUCGAACCAUCUCUGGCCUUGUUCCUCUUGAAAGAAAAUGUAUAGAUACAGGGAUAGGCCUUGAAAGGCUUUUGAGUAUACUUAUAGAUGUUCGAUCUAAUUAUCUGAUAGAUAGUUUUGCAGUGAUAAUCAAAGCCAUAGAGGAUCGAUGCAACUUCAAAUACAACGACACAGAAGAGAGUAUUGACGUCGCCUUCAGAGUUGUGGCCGACCAUUGCAGGACCAUAGCUGUUUGCACUUACGACAAAGUUGACUUCAGUAAUGACGGAGUGGGAUAUGUGCUGAGAAGAAUCCUUCGAAGGGCUGUUAGAUAUGCUCAUGAAGUUCUAGGAUUGAAGGAGGGGGUUCUUGGAGAACUUGUUGGGAUUGCUGCACAUGCAAUAGGAAUAGAACUCAAGUCUGUGGACUGUGUGAAUAAGGAAGAACUCCAGUUUAUGAAGACCUUAAAGAAAGGAAUUGAAAGAUUCCACAAGCUUGCAGAGAACAACGGGAAAAUAAGUGGAGAGGAUUUGUUUUUGCUGUAUGAUACAUAUGGAUUUCCAGUUGAUCUAACGGAGAUUAUGGCUAAGGAAAGAAAUAUUAAGAUCGACUACACCAAUUUUGAGAGCUUCAAGCAAAAAGCAGUUGAAAUUAGUAAGAUGUCCAAAGGAAUGAAACUAAACAUUGAUGCAGGCCUUCAGUCCAAAUUCCCCCGUACAGAUGACUCCUUCAAGUAUACAAAGAAUAGCAUUAAUGCCACGUUUUUUUUUGGCAUAGAAGGGAAGGAAAUCAUCACUAAGCCCAAUGAAAUACCUGAAGGAAGAGAACUUGGGCUUGUAUUUGACAAAACCUGUUUCUAUGCAGAAUGUGGGGGCCAGGUUGGUGAUACUGGAAAAAUAAUAUUUUAUGAUGGAGAGAAGGACGUAGGUGUUUUCAACGUUAUGGACACACAAGCAAUCAAAGGGUUUGUAGUGCAUAAAGGAAUAUUGGAGGGAAGUGCAUCAUACCAGGCAUUGCAGAUGUAUGAUCAAGAAUUGAGAAAAAAAAUAAUGAAGAACCACACUGGAACACAUUUGCUAAACUUCUUUCUACGUACUAUAAUCCAAACGGAGCAGCGGGGAAGCCUUGUUGAUCCAGAAAAGCUUAGAUUUGAUUUUGAGGGGAGAAAAUUAACAAAUCAAGAAUUAGAAGAGGUUGAAAAAAAGGUCAAUGAGUUUAUCCAAAGCAACACAGACGUUGAAGCUAUUACUUUAGACAGGGAGCAGGCAAUGGAAAGUCCUAAUAUUGUUCGGAUGAGAAAUGAAGAGUAUCCAGAAAAGGUGAGGGUUAUAACCAUGAAGGCCAAUGGACUAACUAUUGAAGAAAUGUGUGGGGGAACGCAUGUAACUAAUGUUUCCGACAUAGGAAAAUUCAGGAUCAUUAGUGAAACAGGUGUAUCUGCCAACACUCGAAGAAUAGUUGCAGUAACUGGGAAAAAGGCACAGGAGCUUGAUAUGGAGGCAGAGAUCUACUUGAGCAAGCUUAGCAUAGGGGAAGUUGUUAAUGUUGAUAAGACAAUUCCAUUAUUCUACAGACAGAAAGUUGAAGUGUUGAACCAAAAGAAUAAGAAGAAGGGAGAAGAGCUUAGCAGAGCUCAAUAUGCCAAAAACAAAAAGGAAAUUCUCGAACUGAUAGCAAAGGCCAAGAAUACCUCAAAUUUAGAUGACAAAACGGUGGUUUAUUAUUAUCAGCCAACAGACUCCUGUACUAGAAAAGAUUUGGUUAGAUUUAUAGGCUUACUUUGUGGUGAAGCCCUUAAGAGUAGUGUUCAAUGUCUUGUUUAUGUAUUUGUUAAUGAGGAAACUAUCCUAGCUGGAAAUGUGUCUGACAACAAAGGCUUAAUUGAGAAGAUUACUUCAAGAUAUCCAAAUUCCCAUGUAAGGGCUAGUAAAGGAAUUGUUCAAGGAAGUAUUCAUACCAAAAUGAAUUACGAAGAUGCCAAAGGUCUGCUUCGUUGA